AUGUCGAAACUCGCUUCGCUUGCUUCCUCAUCGCCUGUUUCCGUAGGUGGCUCGUCGCGUUCAUCGUCCCCGGACGGCGUCUCGUCCUCCCGCAAGCUCUCGCUCGAAGACGACGAUCCUCUCGCCGGGAAUGCAAACGAUGUCUAUCUCGAAGCUGGCCGCCAGCGUAAUCUCCGCUCAUAUUCGAUUUCCUCUGCCUUCGAUUUCGGUGGCAACCUCUUCCCGCUCUCCCAAACACAAGCCGGCUACGCCCCCCUCGGAACUCCGUCUGCACUCGAUCGACAAGGGGUGGAUGGCUCGUUAGAACGCAACAAAACGCUGACGUACCUCAAUGGGUUGUCUCUGAUCGUCGGAUUGAUUAUCGGCUCCGGCAUCUUCUCUUCCCCUAGCCAGGUGAAUGCGAACGCAGGCUCCCCAGGUGCAUCCUUGAUUGUAUGGGGGAUAGCCGGGCUGCUGGCGUGGACCGGGGCGGCGAGCUACGCAGAACUGGGUGGAGCAAUCCCGUUGAAUGGGGGUGCUCAGGUGUAUUUGUCUAAAAUCUUUGGAGAACUCCCUGGCUUCCUUUUCACAUGGUGUGCGGUUUUAGUUCUCAAGCCUGGGUCUGCGGCGAUUAUAGCAAUCAUAUUCGGCGAAUACGUGGUGCGGGCAUUUGUUGGGGCAGACACCGAGUCGGUUAGUCCGUGGAUAAACAAGGCAGUCGCCUUUGGAGGGCUGCUUCUCGUCACGCUGUUCAACUGCAUCUCGACGAAGAUCGGUACUCGAAUUGGAGAUCUGUUCAUGUUCUUCAAGUUCAUCGCACUGCUGGGUGUCACGAUCAUUGGGAUCGUGGUUGCAAUCACCGGAUUCUCGUCCAAAGGGAGCGCCAGCGAGGAAUGGAAAACCCAGGGCUGGUUCCAGGGCACCAAUACAGAGAUCUCGGACUUCGCAGUGGCAUUGUAUGCGGGACUGUGGGCAUUUGAUGGCUGGGACAAUGUGAACCAACUAUGUCACCGGCGAAUUCAAAAACCCCAAUCGCGAUUUGCCCGCGUGAUCCACACGGCAAUGCCCUUGGUCAUCUUAUCCUAUUUACUAGCCAAUGUCUCGUAUUUCCUGGUCUUGCCUCACGACGUCAUUGAAUCGAGCAACACGAUUGCUGUGCAGUUUGGGGCGAAAGUCUUUGGCCGUGUCGGGGCUCUGAUCCUCGCGCUCGUGGUGUCAGCCAGUUGCUUUGGCUCCCUGAACGCCACGACGUUCACCAGCGGACGGCUUGUAUAUGCAGCAGGCAAGGAGGGCUAUUUACCAUCGAUCUUCGGCCGGAUUGUCUCUUCCAGAUUCUUGGGCGAUGACUCUCGAUUCGGCUUCACCCCUAUAUACGCCAUGGCCCUGAACGCCAGCAUGACCACCAUCUAUAUCAUCGUUGGUGAAUUCGGCACUCUCGUGACCUUCUAUGGAGUGGCAGGCUAUACUUUCUAUUUUGUCACAGUGCUCGGCCUGAUUGUGCUGCGAAUCCGUGAGCCCCACCUGGAACGCCCCUACCGCACGUGGAUCACGACCCCUAUUAUCUUUUGCUGUGUGAGCUUGUUUCUGUUGAGUCGGGCAGUCAUUGCGGAGCCCCUUCAGACACUUAUUGUUGUUGCAUUCAUCCUCACGGGAAUUCCCGUGUACUACUGGCGCAUUUUCAAGCGAGAUGGUCAAGUUGCGCUCUCAGGCUGGAAAUUCUGGAAAUGGCGCUCGCGAUAG
Molecule: messenger RNA, 1719 nt
Organism: Penicillium chermesinum
Lineage: Eukaryota; Fungi; Ascomycota; Eurotiomycetes; Eurotiales; Aspergillaceae
Product: putative amino acid transporter
Exons: 4
Coding region: 1-1719 (572 amino acids)
Biological process (GO): amino acid transmembrane transport
Cellular component (GO): membrane
Molecular function (GO): L-amino acid transmembrane transporter activity
Source: RefSeq, a predicted model, not a curated record